CAAAUUGCGCCGGUCUCCAUUAACAUUCCUGGGACCACGUUCAAUGAUUACUGUGCCGAUUAGCUAAACAACACCGUGAUUUUCUUUUACAGGUUGCAGCCGUGAGGGCUGUUAAUGUUCCCGCAGCUACCUUCGCUUCUUUGGGAAGGUCUAUUGAUGCUGGAUCAUCGCAUUUGGGGUAUAUAUAACCCUUGAGAGUUGCUGUAUCUUGAUAUCACAUUCUAGCACCCAACCCUCCAGCAUGCGGUCUGCGAAUAUUUUGAUUAUUGUCGCUUUCCUCAUCGGCGCGGUGAGCGCAGCCAGCGGCAACAGCACAGUCAGUGUCGAAAAGCCGACAAUAGUCUCCACAGUAUUUAAAUACGACCCAAGCAAAGCCGCAGCAAUCGCGGCAGGCGUAUUGUACUCCGUCGCCAGUCUAUGCCUGUUUACGCGCUUAUUUAUGAACAAGGCAUGGUGGGGACUUUGUCUCCCUGUAGCCUCAACCUUGAUGUCCGUUGGCUUUUUUAUGCGCAUACCCAUGGCGACGAACCCAAAUUCUCUCCCGAUUUUCAUGGCCCAACAACUCCUCACCUUGUUACCGCCUGCCGCAUACCUCGCCUUCAAUUACAUCCUUUAUGGGCGUUUCAUCGUGAACUGUGUGGACAGACGCUACUCUUGGAUAAAACCGGAGAAAGUUGCCCGGUACUUCGUUAUCAGCGAUAUCACGACAUUCCUCAUACAGGGCGGAGGUGGCGGUCUAGAAGCGUCGACAAAUACCACAAGUGCAAAGUUGGGCGCGGACAUACUGCUCGCCGGACUAAUCCUUCAGACAGUCUCAUUUGCGUUCUUCAUGAUCCUGGUUGUGCAUGCAUGGCAUUGUAUCGUUCGAGACGGCCUUAUGUUCCGCAAGGAGCCGUGGGGGCAAAUUCUUUGGAUAUUGAUGUUUUCUUCAACAGCCUACAUGAUUCGCUGUAUCUAUCGUGUCACCGAGCUUGGUCAAGGUAACGGCGGCUAUCUCCUCACACAUGAAAUCUAUUUUUACCUCCUCGACUCACUGCCACUGUUGAUUGGCAUUUGCACAUACAUCAUCUACUGGCCAACGAAGUAUCUCGAAGCGUCGGUCAAGCCUGUCUAUGAUACUGAAAUGACGGGACGGGUUUAGAGUUCUGUUGUCUAUAAUUUACUUGGGUGCAUGGACACAUAAUACCCUCAUAAGGGCACUGGACUAUAUAUGUUACAAUAAUCCGCUGCGAUGCAACAAUGUUCUGUAGAUCGGUUCCUUGACCGCACAAUAUCCUACUUAUAUGUUCGUGUUCGGAGGCUCGGAGCGAAUAGGAAAGCAAUUGC
This is a messenger RNA of Suillus discolor, 1326 nucleotides long. RefSeq names its product RTA1 like protein-domain-containing protein. The coding region runs from base 242 to 1141 and encodes 299 amino acids. The transcript is spliced from 7 exons. NCBI's taxonomy places the organism in Eukaryota, Fungi, Basidiomycota, Agaricomycetes, Boletales, Suillaceae. The record is from RefSeq and is a predicted model, not a curated record. Gene Ontology annotation, cellular component: fungal-type vacuole; plasma membrane.